Molecule: messenger RNA, 921 nt
Organism: Pyrenophora tritici-repentis Pt-1C-BFP
Lineage: Eukaryota; Fungi; Ascomycota; Dothideomycetes; Pleosporales; Pleosporaceae
Source: RefSeq, a predicted model, not a curated record
AUGGCAAUCAAAAACCACUUCGACCAUGACGUCCAUCACCAGCACUACUACACAGACUGGACGACUACAACCUUCGCUCGCACCCGCACAGAGAACCCCGACAAGGGACUACACGAGGUUCUGCAGAUCCUGCUUGACAAGCUGCAGCUAUGCCAGCGUGCCCUUGGCAAGAACUUUGAGGGCGAGGAUGCCCUACGUACCACUGUCAUCAAUGCCUGCCGAGGAGUACCAGAGCUUGAGAUGGCACUGUUCAAACCAGCCACAAUCUGUGAAGGACUCUUCUCAGACCUACGUUCUGCAGUUGAGACACACCUUGCACGGCAACACACUACCCAGAUGGUCACAGAGGACCAAUACUACUUAGAUCGCCGAUACAACGGCAAUGGAAGAAUCCGAGGUAGAUCUCGAGGUGGAGGAGGAUUCAGAGGCGGAUCUAGAGGAGCAUAUCGAGGAGGCGAGCAGCGCGACGACAACGGACGAGGAUUUAAGCCUCGCUGGAGGAAGAAAUGCUUUGUUUGCCAGAAGGAAGGAUGCUGGUCUACCAACCACACAGACGAAGAGCGCAAGGCUGCCCGUACACAGUUCUUCUCUACGCUAUACUUUACAGGUACACAGCCCCCCAAGGACUUCUCCGUACAUCUUGCAGAAUACGAAGGGAUCGAGCACACUAGCCAGUACAAUCAGAGAGGAUGGAGAGAGGAGGAAGACUGCGAGGAUGACGACGAUGACGACGUCGCGGAAGCAUACCUUGAACAGCAGUUUUUCACGGAGCAAUGCCUUGCAGAUCAGGCGUUCUUGCACCACAUCUCUGGCGACGACGUAUACCGCCAAGACGCGCCAUCAGCGCCAGCGUCACAGUUCCUGCUUGAAGACCGCUACCAGACUCCGCAACAAUCAAUCCAGAUUGGUCAGAUUGAUUGA